Messenger RNA from Oryzias latipes (Japanese medaka), 9509 nucleotides. It is a transcript of the gene mast2, whose product is annotated as microtubule associated serine/threonine kinase 2. The record is from RefSeq and is a predicted model, not a curated record. Lineage: Eukaryota; Metazoa; Chordata; Actinopteri; Beloniformes; Adrianichthyidae. Gene Ontology annotation, biological process: intracellular signal transduction; cytoskeleton organization; peptidyl-serine phosphorylation. Gene Ontology annotation, molecular function: protein binding; protein serine/threonine kinase activity; ATP binding. Gene Ontology annotation, cellular component: microtubule cytoskeleton.
GAGCAUGUGAGAACAGACUGACACAUCUGAACCAGUGAAGAAAAGCAACAACUGAGGCAGAUUCGUGAAGCAAGGGAUUUUCUCAGUUUCCCGUCAGCUGUGGGAAGAAGAAGAGUGCCGCCUUCGCUGGUUCUUCGUCGCGUGUCGUUGCUCUCAGCUGUGUUCGAUCUUCCUUCCUCCCUCCCUCCCUCCCUCAGCCUAUUGGGGUAACACCGGAGACUGGAAAAUGCAGGAGACGGCGCGUGAAAGGAUGAAAAGAUGACCGGUGACGGGACUGCAUGUGAGGUCGGCUCUCGUGUUUUCGUGCGUGUAGGAGGACCAGAGCUCAUGCUGACAGAUGGAAUCAGGUCGGGCCCGUUGGCAUGGAGAUGGAUGCAAAGUGCCUUCUGGUGCCGUAGACGGCUGCUAGUCCACAAACAGCAUCUUGAAUCUUGUGGUCCUCCGAGUCCUGCUGCCCCGGGCGCAGGCAGGCUGCUUUUUUGGGUUCCUGUUGUUCCCAAAUGAGUGAUUUUCUCACUCUGCUGAGCAAAGUUUCUUCAUUGUCGCCUCCACACAGGCACAUGUAAAUGCCCUGUAGAUAAUCUUGCUGCCUUCUUCAGACAUUAUUUCAACUCUGCUUUCACCAAGCUGCUGCUGUUUACGUUUUGCCUUCCUUUAGUUUUUCUCCAUCCAGCCCUGGAGGCCCCAUUGUCAUUAUUCAUUUUCAUGCAAGCGGACUAUGAAUAAUAGAAAGAGUGGAGUCUGAACCUGAACCUUAAGGCAUGACAGAUGCACAAACAGGAAGAAAGGAGAAAAGCGGACGGAUAAUUGAAGGAGAAGCUAACGAAGACCAAGCUCUGGAACCAAGCAAUCCUACGACGACAGAGAGUGAAGCUUCUCGUGUUUUCACAAGCUACACAGGAGUGUUGGUGUAAACCUCAAACUUCCGUUGUGUGAUUUCCACCAGGAAAGCCCCGUGUUAUUCUCUCACAGGCCUCACUGAACUGAAGUGUGCUCAGAAAUCCUCUGAGGAAGCAUCCCAGGGAGAAGCCGAAGUCCUUCACGGUGUUGGGUUGGCCUGAUACAAGAGCAGAGAACAAUCUGUCAAGAAGGAGACCGCUUUAGUGUCUGACAGCUGAGGGACAGAGAAAGGAGAGGCUGUGAUGUAGCUUCUCUCAUGUGGAAAGACUUAAAAGAAAAGCAGAAAGCGCCUGAGCUUUUGUAGGUCUGUAAACAAACUGCAGACAAGAAAAGAUACCAAGCUCACGUGUUGCCAUGGAUGACUCAAGUAUUCUGCGGCGCAGAGGUCUACAGAAGGAGCUGAGCCUUCCAAGAAGAGGCAGUUUAAUCUGGUCCCCGGCUCAGCUGUGUUGCCAAGGCAACAGCAGCCUCCUCCUCCUCCAGCACCUGUUGUCCCCCACUUCCUUUCAUCCGUCUGUCCAUCAGCUCUCUGCACUCUCCCUCUCUCCCUCUUCUCCCUCACUCUUCUCGUGCGACGGCCCUUUGUCUGCCCCCGUUUACCAUCGAGGAAACCCCUUCCUCUGGAGCUGCAGAGCCAGCAACAGGAAGAGCCUGAUUGUGACGUCCAGCACCUCCCCCACCCUGCCGCGGCCACACUCACCUCUGCACGGACACACAGGCACCAGCCCACUGGACAGCCCUCGCAACUUCUCCCCGAACACAGCCGCUCACUUCUCCUUUGUCCCUGCACGCAGUCAUGGACACAGAGCCGACAGGACGGAUGGCAGGCGCUGGUCUCUGGCCUCAUUGCCCUCCUCUGGAUAUGGCACCAACACCCCCAGCUCCACCGUCUCGUCCUCCUGUUCAUCUCAGGAGAAGCUGCAUCAGCUGCCCUUCCAGCCCACGCCGGAUGAGCUGCACUUCCUCACCAAGCACUUCAGCUCGGAGAGCAUCACCGAUGAGGAGGGCCACUGCUCCCCCGCCAUGAGACCGCGCUCCCGCAGCCUAAGCCCCGGGCGCUCACCUGUGUCCUUCGACCAUGAGAUCAUGAUGAUGAACCAUGUGUACAAGGAGAGGUUUCCCAAGGCGACGGCUCAAAUGGAGGAGCGUCUGGCCGAACUGCUCGCUUCGUCAGCCCCGGAAAAGGUCUGCCCGUUGGCUGAUGGGGUCCUAAGCUUCAUUCACCACCAGCUGAUAGAGCUGUCCAGAGACUGCCUGGAGAAAAGCAGAGAGGACCUCAUCACCUCCCGCUACUUCUACGAACUCCAGGAGAAUCUGGAGAAGCUGCUGCAGGACGCCCACGAGCGCUCAGAGAGCGUGGAAGUGACCUUCGUCACUCAGCUCAUCAAGAAGCUGAUGAUCAUCAUCGCCCGGCCGGCACGUCUCCUGGAAUGUCUGGAAUUUGACCCCGAGGAAUUUUACCACUUGUUGGAGGCAGCUGAAGGUCAUGCGAAGGAAGGUCAGGGCAUCAAGUCUGACAUCCCUCGAUACAUCAUCAGCCAGCUGGGUCUCACCAGGGAUCCUCUGGAAGAAAUGACUCAGCUGAGCAGUUACGACAGCGGAAACCCAGAAACCCCAGAAACAGACGACUCAACUGAUAGUCGAGGGACCACAGUGCCUGCAGCGCCACCACAGACCAAAAUCAAAACCCCCCGAGAAGAAGACUUUGAAAACAUCAAGCUCAUCAGUAACGGAGCAUACGGGGCUGUUUAUCUCGUCCGACACAAAGAAACAAGGCAGCGGUUUGCCAUGAAGAAAAUCAACAAGCAGAACCUGAUCCUGAGGAACCAGAUCCAGCAGGCCUUUGUGGAGCGAGACAUCCUAACGUUUGCAGAAAACCCCUUUGUAGUCUCCAUGUUCUGCUCCUUUGAGACCAGAAGACAUCUCUGCAUGGUGAUGGAGUACGUGGAGGGUGGAGACUGUGCGACGCUGCUGAAGAAUAUCGGAGCGCUGCCAGUCGACAUGGCCCGGAUGUACUUUGCUGAGACCGUCCUCGCAUUGGAGUAUCUUCACAAUUACGGCAUUGUACACAGAGACCUUAAACCUGACAAUCUCCUCAUCACCUCUAUGGGACACAUCAAACUGACCGACUUUGGCCUCUCUAAGAUUGGUCUGAUGAGUUUGACCACAAACCUUUAUGAAGGCCACAUUGAGAAAGACACCAGAGAGUUUCUGGAUAAACAGGUUUGUGGAACUCCAGAGUACAUCGCCCCGGAGGUGAUCCUCCGUCAGGGUUAUGGGAAGCCAGUGGACUGGUGGGCCAUGGGGGUUAUCCUCUAUGAAUUUCUGGUGGGCUGCGCUCCUUUCUUUGGCGACACACCUGAAGAGCUGUUUGGUCAGGUGAUCAGUGAUGAGAUCGUGUGGCCAGAAGAGGACGAAGCUCUGCCUCAUGACGCUCAGGACCUCAUCUCAAAGCUGCUGAGGCAGAAUCCGCUGGAAAGACUGGGCACAGGAGGAGCGUUUGAGGUGAAGCAGCACGCGUUCUUCACAGAUCUGGACUGGAACGGCCUGCUGAGGCAGAAAGCAGAGUUUAUUCCUCAGCUGGAGUCCGAGGACGACACCAGUUACUUUGACACCCGUUCUGAUCGGUACCACCAUGUGGACUCGGAGGAGGAAGAAGACACCAAUGACGAUGAGCACGUGGAGCUCCGGCAGUUCUCUUCCUGCUCGCCUCGCUUCAGCAAGGUUUACAGCAGUAUGGAGCGUCUGUCUUUGCAUGAGGAGAAGAGGACUCCUCCUCCCACCAAACGCAGCCUUAGCGAGGAAGGAGGAGACCGUGUGGACAGUCUGAGUGGACUCAAGUCCAGAGAUCGGUCCUGGCUGGUGGGAUCUCCAGAGAUUCUGAGGAAACGCCUGUCAGUAUCAGAAUCCUCACACACGGAGAGUGACUCGAGUCCACCGCUGACAGUCAGGAGACGCUGUUGCUCCGCCAUCAUUGAGAUGCCGCGCUUCGCUAUCUCCUCCGAGGAGGAAGGAGGGUCAGGCGGAGCUGGAAAUCGUAAAAGUCUCAGCCUGCUGGGCCCGAAUGCAGUGAGAGGCCCACGAAGCGAGGAGCUGCCGCUCGCCAUCCCAGAGCUGCCAGUGGAGAGAGAGCUGAAACUGGAGGAGUCGCCCACCACACCGAGCAGCCAUCAGAGCAAAGCCACACUCACACCGAGCAGCUCAAGUGAGGUGACUGAUCGAGCCAACGGGGGAAGCGGCGCUGCAAGCGGAGGUGCCAAGGCUUCAGCAGAGAGCGACUCUCCUUCUACCCCAAGGGCCAUCAGCGAUCUGGCCGCUCGCAGAGCUCGCCACCGUCUGCUUUCUGGAGAUUCAGACAAGCACACCGCCCCAAGCUCCAGACCGCUUAACAAGGUCAUCAAAUCUGCUUCUGCCACCACGCUGUCGCUGAUGAUCCCUGCAGACCAUCACGGAGCUUCGCCAUUGGCCAGCCCAAUGUCUCCGCACUCGCAGUCAUCCAAUCCUUCCUCCCGGGACUCCUCUCCGAGCCGCGACUUGUCUCCAGCAGUGAUCAGCGUUAAACCCGCCAUCACCAUCCACAGAGCGGGGAAGAAGUACGGAUUCACCCUCAGAGCCAUUCGGGUCUACAUGGGAGACACUGACAUCUACACUGUGCACCACAUGGUCUGGCAUGUGGAGGAGGGGGGACCUGCACAUGAAGCAGGACUCAGGGAGGGGGACCUGAUCACUCACGUCAAUGGGGAGCCGGUCCACGGUCUGGUUCACACAGAAGUGGUGGAGCUCAUUCUGAAGAGCGGAGCCAAAGUGUCCAUCUCUGCCACCCCGUUUGAAAACACCUCAAUCAAAGUCGGUCCCGCUCGGAAAACGAGCCACAAGUCAAAGAUGGCGCGGCGCAACAAGAAGACCAAGAACAAGGAGGGACAGGACAGCAAGAAGAGGACGUCUCUGUUCAGGAAAAUCACCAAGCAGGCGUCUCUGCUGCACACCAGCCGCAGUCUGUCGUCCCUAAACCGCUCACUGUCGUCGGGGGAGAGCGGCCCUGGGUCACCAACCCACAAUCUGUCUCCACGGAGCCCAACUCAAGGCUACAGGUCAACACCUGACUCCGCCCACUCAGUUGGAGGAAACUCAUCACAGAGCAGCUCCCCGAGCUCCAGUGUACCUAACUCCCCAGCAAGCUCUGGCCACAUCCGGCCCAGCUCCCUUCACGGGCUCGCCCCAAAGCUCCAGCGCCAGUACCGCUCCCCUCGACGCAAGUCAGCUGGCAACAUUCCUCUCUCCCCGCUGGCCCGAACACCGUCACCGACCCCUCAGAGCAGCUCGCCCCAGCGCUCGCCUUCGCCCCUCCCCAACCACGCUCUGGGCCAGUCCGCCACAGGGUCGUCCUUCCCCGUGAAGCUCCACUCCUCCCCCCCUCUGGUGAGGCAAAUAUCCAGGCCCAAGAGUGCUGAGCCUCCACGCUCUCCGCUCCUCAAGAGAGUGCAGUCGGCCGAGAAGCUCGCCACCUCCCUUUCCAGCUCCCCUUCGUCUCCUGCCGGGGUGGGGGCUGCGGUGGGGAGCCGCAAACACAGUCUGGACAUCUCCCAUUCCGACUUCAAGAAGGAGAUUCUGCAGAGAGAACCAAGUCUACAGAGCCUUCAGGAGUCUGCCGGUGAGGCUCUGUUGUCCUCUACGGGACGCUGCAUAGAGAAGGGCAGCCUGCAAAAGCACUCCUCCUCCAGGAAGUUAGGCCGCCAGGAAGGGGACUCCGCUCUGGGCUCGGUUUCCGGCGCGCUCGGCCUGGCGUCCGGAAAGAGCAAGCUGAAGGACAAGCUGUCCGCCAUUCGACAGGACAGAGCCGAGCGCAGGGAGUCGCUGCAGAAGCAGGACGCCAUCCACGAGGUCGACUCCUCUGAGGAUGAGACGGACGAGGGCUCAGAGGACAGCCAAGACGGACGCAGGGGGACCACCUUCACCCCUCCCCCACUGCUGAGGCCCACUACUGUUAGGACGGGUCCUGGGGGCACUCUGCCCUCCCUUUGCCUCUCCCCCUCCACUUCGCACGCCACCUUCUCCCACACCGGGCCCUCAUCAGUCAGCAGGCCCGCCCCCUCGCUUGCAGAGGUGAAACCCAGCCAGAGCCCCCUCUUUGCUGGAGAUAAAGAUAGAGGUUUUGCUUCGUCUGUGGCUGGAUGGGCACUGCAGGAAAAGAAGGGUCCAGAACCGGGCGGUUCCACAAAACCUGGUCAGGGUCCCAUCUCUUUCUCUACUCCUGGUAGUGCUUUCAUCUCAGUCAGCAAGGACUCCCUCAGACCCAGCCCCCCACUGGACUCAAAGAGCACCAACCCCAAAGCAGACGAGCAAGACCAGGACAGCUCCAGAGCCACGCCCCCUUGCACGAUGACUGACUCUAAAGCCUCUGGCAGCGCUGAGGGCCGGGACGCCUCCCGUUCCUCCUGCUCCUCCCCAGGAAUCCCCAAAGAGAAGAAAGAAGCAGACAACCGGAGACUUUGUGCCGCUGCUGCAACUCAGAGCAGCUCCUCUCCAUCUGGCUCCGCCUCAAACUCCCCUGCUCCGCCCACUGAGGGCAGCGUUGACAAAGUUGUGUCCCAACUUGCGACAGUAGCAAAGAGCGUUCUGAGCCCUGUCAAGCUGGGCUCGUCUGUGGACAAAAGCCUGAAAGACCAGAAAACCAGAGGAGGCCCUGCUGGCGCUCCUCCUUCUCAUCCCCUCCUUGCCGUCCAACCGGUGCAUGCUUCUCCGUUGCCUCACAAUUCCCCGACUCGGCAGAGGACUGAGCGUGUCGCGUCUGUGAACAAAUCCCCUAGCAGCAGUGAGUCCUCUGGCUUCGCACUGCCCGCCCUCAGCACAGGCCCCGCCCCCUCCCCAGCACCUCAGUCACUGCACGGGCGGUCAGACCCCCCGACAGCAUCCACCGCCUCUAACGCCGCGUCUGCCUCCUCUCAGCCGGGAAAAGCGACCAGCAAGAAGACAUAACAGACUCUGUCCCGACCUCAUGUAGAGAAGAUGCGGCUCAGUGCUGUCCAGACACCAAACUCACACAAGCUGCAUGUUCAGAAGAAAGCCACUCGUGCUUCACACUUCAAUCAGCCGGCAGAGCGCCAGCACGAGGGCUGCAGCCACUUCUUGUCUCAGACAAAACAUUCACCUUCUUUGCUGCAAACGCGUGAGGGGCUGCAAACACAAAGAGCUCAGAAAUCCACCGCUGAACCCUCAGCACAAAGCCUUCCUCAUGGGGGUCAGAAGUGUCCUAAUAUACGCACUUCUCCUCCUCACUGCAGAUUCCAGGUGUUUUCCCUGAGCGCAGACUGCAGGUGUGGUGCAGGCAUGAAGGUUGGUUGUAGUUUUUGGAAGAAACCCUUCAUCUGCAGGAUGAGUAAUACUUAAAUUCUAUUGGUUCAUUUGAGAGUAGUGUCUGUGUAUAACUUCAAAGAGAUAAAGCCUCGUUUUCCUCAAAGGUCUGACUAUGAAAGGCUCAAAAAUUACAGACCUCCUGCGCCAACGCUAGGUGUACACCGAACAUUUAAAAAAAAAUGUUAAAAUCAAAACAUUGCAAUUAUCUUUAGUUUCCACCAGGGGGCAGCUCUUCCCUUCAUUUCAUUUCAUUUAGGUAAAAUUAAACAUUUAUUCUAAAUUCAGCUCCAUUUAGUAGUGAGGAUUAAAUCAAGGAGGAGCUACACUGUGAUUGACAGACUUUGAACCAAUAGGAAAAGAGAAGUUGCUCCUCCUAAGGGACCUCUAUCCAGGAUAGUUUGCAGGUUCAUAUCAAUAGAAUGAAUGGUGUCAGCUCUAUUAUCAGCUGACGAAGUAGAGAAUCGUCGUUCUGACCUGCUUUCAUCUCAGCUGCGGGUCUUCUCCUUCCUUCACGUCACUUAAAAACAUCCAAACGGAUCAGAGUUUGAAGCACCGAUGAAGCGGAGGCUUCAGGAAGCUCUGUUUGUGUUUGCAGCCCUCCGCCAGCCUCUGCUGCAGCUCAAGUUUGGACCAACUAGCUGUGUUUUUAUCAGUGAAGUUUUCACUUUACUUUGUGUGUUUAGAAGAGAGCAACUGUGUGGUCAUCUGUGUGCUUGUGUGUGUGUGUGUGUGUGUGUGUGUGCAGGACAGUGAUAAAAACAUCACGUGAUCCCUUUCUCUAUACUUGUCCUCCACAGAUCCAGACUCUGUUGUCAUCUGCUAAAGUCUGGUUGUUUAAAGACAGAUCAACCCUUUGUCACAGGACUGUGUUUAAGUGUCGCUGUGUAUCUGUUUUAUACCCAGAGUGUGCGUGCGUGUGCGUGUUUUUGGGGUUUUAGGCGCUCUCCUCCUGCCUGUGUCAAACUUCUGCACAAACGGGGAUCUCCUCUGUGUCGUUCUACAUUUUUGUUUGCUCGGUUUUUGUCCCGACUGCUGCUCCUCCCCGAAGGAAAUGCCGUUUUCUGCAGUUUAGAGUUCAGCUUCUUGUCGACCUUCCGACGAGAGAGGAAAGAGUUUACGAGUUUGAAUGGAAGCUCGCUAAUUCCAAAACGACUUUGAAACGAACUCAGCUUCAAGUUUACAGUUGAUCUCUGUUUGUGUCUCAUUGUCAGUGGGUCUUGUUGUUGCCUGUAGCUGCCGCGGCUCCUCCAGCGGGUUGUUAGUCAGCGAGGAUGAUGAGGAAGACUUGAUUGUCAGUGGAGGAAGUGUGCCUCCCCCUCCUCUAAACAGGUUGUUGUAGAUCCUCACAGCCAACAUUGCAUGGAAGAAGACAGAUGGACUCUCAUCUCCAAAGAGGAUGUCAGGAGCUCACGCCAUGAUCAGACGUUCAGGUAAAGUCGACUCGCUUAGGUACCGCGGUCACACAAAGUUCUUUUUCUCCGUAGUGUAAAUACACCACUGUGUGUUUUGUGUUUACCUUACAAAAAGGAGUCCAUAGAUUAGUCAUGAUGUCCUCAAGUUUUCCUGUCAGUCCAGAGAGAUCCAUCCAUGUGUGCUUCUAAACAACUCCAAACCCGAGUUGUGCUCACUUCAAAAUGAACCACAAGCCAAAGGUUGUUUCUCACUCGUCUGUUUUGGGGCGGAAAUCUUCCUGUAACAAGUCAAACGUCUGUUCCUCCACUAAAAAAGGAAGACUUUUUAUUACAUUUAUCACAUUAAAAAACAAAACUGAGGCAAAUGGGUAAAAAGAUCCCUGGAUUCAGUUAAAAUGCGUCAAAAAUGGAGUAUUAGAAUCAGUGCAGAUGUGAACACAGAUGAUCACGAAAAUAAUCUUCGAUUAUAAUCCUGGAAAGUCGUUCGGUGAAGGCAAACCAGCUCUGCAAUCUGUUCUUUAGCUGGAUUUUAGAGAAACGCGUCAGGGCUUUUUCAGGAGGAGGGAGCCGCCGUCUGUGAGGCACAAACAUGAUGGGGUCAUGUGACCUGAAGGUGCGGCCAGGUACGAGUCUCGGCGAGCGUGACCGGACUUUUAAACCGACUUUGAACCGACUCUGCCCCUGCAGGCGAGUCAGGGGUUCUGAGUGAGGAAGAGGAGGAAGAAGGCUGAGAAGCGAGGAAACAUGGUCAGAGUUAAACCAGUGCAAUAUCUUUUUAUUGUGGUAAAGCAUGUUGUUGUCAAUCUUACCUUACAACAAGAAUAAAGUGUUUUUUUAUCAAUG